GUACUCGAUGGCACCGAGUUUCCAUGCCUCUAAUAGAGGUUCCUUAAUUGGAUGGUCCAACCAGUUCACAUGUUUUUGGCACUUAUUCCUGUUUUUUCUUUUUCUGGGAUAUGUCUAUUUUUGCCCUUAUAGUUACCUAAAAAAGAAAGAGAUUAGGUUCCUAGCCUUACUGGGGCUUUCUUUAUUUAUCUUCUAGGGUUCUUGUAGGCUUCUAGCUCAGAAAGAAAACAAAGGAGGGUAAUCAAAAUAUCAAAUCAAUCAAUCAAUCAAUCUCCAUGGUUUCUUACUAUCCAACUAUCCAAGCAUCAUCGUAGGGUUUCUGGAUAUUUCUCAGAUUCUCUCCUCUCUUAUCUCCCUGAGAUCUUCCACUAAUUUGUUUUCUCUUUCUGUGCUUUGUCCGCCUAGAUUUCCUUAACCUUAACCCCUUUCUAUUUUUAGAAACUGUGUCUGGGUCUUGCACAGCAGUUCGUCAUCUUUGGUUUUAGAUCCAGAGUUUAUCCGGUUUCAGUUCGGUUUUCCAUAUAAUCUUCCGUUUUCUUUUCUGGGUUUUUCCUGGAAUCGGCUUUAGGUGCAAGAAAUGGUGAGGGGGAAAACUCAGAUUAAGCGCAUAGAAAAUGCUGCAAGCAGGCAAGUGGCUUUCUCCAAGCGAAGAAAUGGGCUGCUUAAGAAGGCCUUUGAGCUAUCAGUUCUAUGCGAUGCUGAAGUUGCACUGAUCGUUUUCUCUCCAAGAGGAAAGCUGUAUGAGUUUUCGAGCUCUAGUAUAAGCAAGACAAUAGAACGCUAUCAGAAGAGAGCCAAGGACCUGGGAUUCAGCAGCAAAGCUCAAGAAAACAUCCAGCCUGAGAAGGAAGACGCUCUAAGCUUGGCAAAGAAAAUCGAGUUUCUUGAUGUAUCUAAACGAAGACUCUUGGGAGACGGUCUGGAAUUAUGUUCAGUUGAUGAGCUACAACAGGUAGAGAACCAGUUGGAGCGAGGCCUAAUUAAAAUUAGGGAAAGAAAGAAUCAAUUAUUCAGGGAGCACAUUGAGCAGCUAAGGAAGCAGGAGAGAUGCCUUCUGGAUGAGAAUGCAAAGUUACGUGAGAAGUGUGGCAUGCCACUGUCACUCUCAUCAAGCGAACAGCAAGAAGUGGUUCACAGAUCAAGUGUGGAGGUGGAAACAGAAUUGUUCAUAGGGCCACCCAAAGGAUGAAGUGGAUUGGAUUGGCUGUAAAUCAAAUUAAGCUACCUUGAAUGAAUGCAAACCUACACCAAUUAGAGGCUUCAUUACAAUAUUAGUGAAGCCUAGCUAAUAAAUUGUGUGAAUCUACGUACGUACGUGCUCUGACAAAAGGGUCUGAGCCAUAUGGAUGUGUUGCUUGUCUUGCCAAACUACUAGUGUAGAAGAGUACAAGGGAGGAAUGCUUUUUGUGUAAGUAAAUCUUUUUCUCCUCUACUUUCUGCUUCAACAUGUUACAUUUGUCUAUGUCUUUGUAUUUUUAUGGGCAUAUGGACAUUUUAUUUGUUA
Messenger RNA from Alnus glutinosa, 1504 nucleotides. RefSeq names its product agamous-like MADS-box protein AGL14. Gene Ontology annotation, molecular function: DNA-binding transcription factor activity, RNA polymerase II-specific; RNA polymerase II cis-regulatory region sequence-specific DNA binding; protein dimerization activity. Bases 578 to 1189 code for a protein of 203 amino acids. The record is from RefSeq and is a predicted model, not a curated record. NCBI's taxonomy places the organism in Eukaryota, Viridiplantae, Streptophyta, Magnoliopsida, Fagales, Betulaceae. Gene Ontology annotation, biological process: positive regulation of transcription by RNA polymerase II. The transcript has 7 exons. Gene Ontology annotation, cellular component: nucleus.